Messenger RNA from Magallana angulata, 1779 nucleotides. RefSeq names its product meiosis 1 arrest protein-like. The record is from RefSeq and is a predicted model, not a curated record. The transcript is spliced from 12 exons. Gene Ontology annotation, biological process: male meiosis chromosome separation; spermatogenesis; meiosis I. Bases 9 to 1619 code for a protein of 536 amino acids. NCBI's taxonomy places the organism in Eukaryota, Metazoa, Mollusca, Bivalvia, Ostreida, Ostreidae.
CUGUAAUCAUGAACACUUCGACAUAUUCCCGACCACUGCUUGGAAAACAACCAGCCCGGAUCCUGCUGGUGGACAGUGAAAGUUUCCCCUCGGACCCGGACAUGGUGGACUGUUUGACCGAAGCCAUCAGCAACUUCUUCUCCGUGGCCUGUAAUCUGGGGGGUCCCUCCAGAAUGUCAUUGUUUGGAAUCAUGACUUUUUCAUCUUACCCAGAGAUUCUGUUACCUCUGUCGCAUGUGAAGAGUAAUUAUGGCAGAAUUCAAAGCGCCGUAAAAGACUUGCAAUCCGCUUUGAAAAGCAGAAAUUCGGCGGCGGAGACGGAAACUUCUGUCACCAGAGCCAUCGAAGAGGCUUGUCGACAGUAUCAAAGAUAUAUGUCUUUCAACAGUCUCCAGGUGCGAGGAGUUCUUCAGCAGGUAGAGAUAGUUUUGAUGACGUUAAGACAAACAAAAAAGAUGCAACAGCAGAUCGAGGAAGCUCUGGAAAGUAGCGACCUAACAAACCUAAAGCGAGUCCAGUUGGUGGAGGUAGACUCGUGGACCAAAGAUCUGAUGGAGACCAUACCAAGUCUGAGUCAGAGCAGCGGCUUGUCUUCCAACAGUAGUAGUCCAACCUGUGGACUUCUGGACGUGGUCCGUCUAGACGGAGACGGUCUAAGUCUUCAAAACUUCUUCAAUGCCUGGCUUUUGAAUACAGACACUGACACCGAACACCUUCACUUAGUCCUACCCGAGGAUUCUUUUUCUGAUAAUGGUAACUUUAUCAUUCGGUGUGAUUUACAAGAGAGGGUCCUAAAUCCAGCCCAGCUGCCGUUUUAUGAACAGUUUACAGUACAUUCGGAAUCUGCAAGCAUGAAAACCUUUCCUACCCCAAGCAAAGCUGCAGGAAUGUGGAUACCUAUACACCGUAUUAUCAUUACUGAUACGAUACCUGUACAAAACAUAUGUGAAUCUGUCAUCUUUGGUGUGCCAAUGAUCGUCCAAGCCACAAGCUGUUGGAAGUUAGAAUGGGAAGAAUUGGAGAAAAAUCAGCAACGGUUUAAAGCGCUCUGCUAUUUACUUAUGGAGAAGGAAAUGGCCCUGAUAGGACACAUCAAAUCCCCGGACCCUAGUCUCCAUGGUGGGAAUAAGAAGGCAAGUAAGACUCUUCUACCUGGAAAGGCAUCAGAGGAAAAGCCAUGUGGCUGGUAUGUAUUCCUGCCAGCUCCCAACGGUACACUUCUUGUCAAAGGUAUUGCCGCCAAAGAACUUCUUCUCCCGUACACUGGAACAACAGUAAUGGACGAUAUAUCGGACGAAGCGCUGGAUAGUAUGAGGGAAAGUUUUGAAAAGUUAGAAGUUCUGGACAAUUUCAACCCACUCCAACGACCCUCUGGACUUUAUCGCUGUUUGAAGGCAAAAUACGGAUACGAGGAAGACAAACAUACAAAGCACAAGUCCAGCCAGAUCAUUGACAUGUGCAGCUCCCCUAAGCAGCCAUGCCCAGGAGCUUCGUUAAAAAUAGACCACACGGGACGACGCCAUCCGACAGGCAGAGGCGGCACACACAGAAGAAUGUCUCCUCUCCCCGUCAAAGUCGGUCGGUUGAGAUCCCUGGUAGAAUUUCCACAGGAACUUUAAUGGAGAAAUUGCCUUAUCUUUUUUUUGCCAGGAAUUUUUAAAUCAAACCAAAUUUAUCUAUUGCAUAAACCAAUGUGAAUGUAACAAAUAAGGGAUAUCUAAAGGUUAAUUAAAACAGUUGAAAUAUACAAUUAUGCUUUUGGUAAGUUUUGCAAUACAA